AAUACUUCACAUGCCAGAGUGUUUUCUCUUAAUCUAUUGCAUGUUGUUCUCACUGCAGGCCCACUAGUAGUCAAUUUGCAACAGUUAAAGUGUGGCAUGGUGGGAAAUUUGUGUGUGAACCGAGGGUAGAUUAUAUAAAUGGGGUUUGUCUUACUCUACCAAACUGGGAUAUGGAUGAGAUUAAUUCAAUUGAUGUAGGCAAGGUUGUCAGAGGCUUAGGAUAUUUGAACUUUAAUGUGUGGUACAAAGACCCUGGCCUUGGGUUUGAGAUAGGCUGCAAGCCUUUCAAAGAUGAUAGAGAUGUAUGUGCCUUUCUGAAUGAUGUGAGUGGCUAUGAUGUUGUCAACUUCUAUGUUGAGCAUAUAGUAGAGGAAGAGCCUGAGUUUGUUGAACCUCCACCAUUUCUUGAAUUUACACAGCCUACUGUUGAGGGGGAGAAAGAUAGUGAAGUCUUGUGUGAAGGGCAGCCUACUGUUGAGGGACAUGCUACUGGCAUAGACAUUGAUGUUGACAUAAUACAAGUGGGACAGUGUAGUGUUGAGAGGGAGAAACAGGGUGAUACAAGUGUUGUUGGUGGGGAGAGUGAUAAGGAGGGUGAAGCAUUUAAUGCAGGACAGGGCAGUGGGGAGGGUAAUAAAGAUGGUGAUGCAGUUAUUGUUGAGGAAGAGGAGGUAGUUGCUGGAGACAAGGAAGGGGAGAAAAAGAAGAGUAAAAAGAAGGAAAAGAAGAAGGGUAAAAAGAAGGACAAGAAUAAGAGUAAAAAGAAGGACAAGAAUAAGGGUAAAAAGAAGGAAAAGAAGAAGGGUAAAAAGAAGGACAAAAAGACAGAGCAGGAGGGGGGUGUUGAGAGUUUAGUGAGUGAGAGUCAAAGUGAAUCUGAAUCUGAGAGUGCAGUGAGUGAUGUGAGUCUAGAUGACAGUGAUUUUGAUGAGAGGUGGGACUGGAGGACAGUUUUAGAGGUUGAAGGAGAUGAGAGGCAUCCAGAUAGUACCUCAGAGGAAGAUGAUGAUGCAUUUGUCAAUGAAGUAGAUUUUGACAAUGAAGAUGGUUCAUCUGAUGAGUUGGAAUCUCCACCAGACACAGAUGAUGAGCAUUACCAACCACAGAAGAAGUACCCAAGAUUCAAGUUGGGUCCAGAAGGCACAGAAGUAAAAUUUGAAGUUGGUCAGAAAUUUGAAGCAUCUCAAGUAUUUAAGACAGCCAUCAGAGAAUAUGCUCUUCAGAGGAGGAAGAAUUUGAUAAUUGAGAAGAGUGAUAGUAAGAGAGUGGUUGUCAAGUGUGAGGGAGAGUGCACAUUCUACUGCAGGUUGUCCAAGUAUAAGCAGAAUAACUUCUGGCAGAUUGUGAGUCUUGUAGAUGAACACACAUGCUAUAGGACAGCAAAGAAUAGACAUGCCAGGCCACAAAUCCUUGCUAAGAAGUUGCUUCCAACUAUAAGACAUAAUCCUGGAUUGAAAUGCAAGUCAGUGAUAGCUGAGGGGCAGAUAAGGUGGGGUGUUGUCCUUAAUAGGUUUCAAGCAUCCAGAGUUAAGGCAGCUGCAAAGAAGAUGAUUGAUGGGGCAGAAAAGGACCAAUACACUAAUCUCAGGAGCUAUGCUGAUGAGCUUCUUAGAAGCAAUCCACAAAGCACAGUCAUCAUCAAGAGCUCUCUUGGAGCAAAUGGUCCUGUUUUUGAAAGGAUGUAUGUUUGUUUUGCUGCUUGCAGGCUGGCAUUUGCACAUCAUUGUAGGCCACUGAUUGGACUGGAUGGCUGUUUUCUGAAAGGUGUGUAUGGAGGGCAGCUCCUUUCAGCUGUUGGAAAGGAUGGGAACAACCAGAUGUUCCCCAUUGCAUUUGCCAUUGUUGAAGCUGAGACCAGAGACUCCUGGGAGUGGUUUGUAGCUUUAUUGCUUGAAGACCUGAACUUGGUAAAGCAACAGAGAUGGGCAUUUAUUUCAGAUCAACAGAAGGGUCUAGUUCCCACUUUACAGUCAUUAGCAGGUGAUGUGGAGCAUAGGGUUUGUGUGAAACAUGUGUAUGGUAAUUGGAGGAAGAAAUACCCAGGAAUGGAAAUGAAAGGUGCUUUGUGGGCUGCUGCAAGAGCAUGCACUGUUCCACAAUUUGAUAGGGCUAUGGAGAAGCUGAAGGAGAUGAAUGAACAAGCAUGGAUGGACCUCUGUCAGAUACCUGCCAAGCAAUGGUCAAGGGCCCAUUUCAGCACUAAUUCUCUGUGUGACCUACAAGUGAACAAUAUGUGUGAGGCUUUCAACAUGGCCAUUCUAGAACAUAGAGACAAGCCAAUCAUUUCACUGGUUGAAGGAUUGAAGCGCUAUAUCACCUCCAGGAUUGUGAAGCAAAGACAAUUAAUGAUGAAAUAUAGAGGGAAUAUAGCUCCUAUGAUUCAACAAAAAUUAGAGGAUAACAAGAGAGAAGCAGAAAGUUGGCAUCCUGAAUGGAAUGGGGACACCGAAUACUCUAAAUUUGAGGUUUCAAGUGGUCCAUUUUUGAAGUAUGGUGUGGAGAUCAAAGACAGCCAUUGUGCUUGCAGAAAAUGGGACUUGACAGGUAUCCCAUGCUGUCAUGCAAUUGCUUGUAUGUGGUAUAAUCGCACCUACCCUGAAAACUUUGUGCACAACUACUACAAGAGGGAUACAUUUCUAGCAACAUAUUCCUACAUCAUUUUACCUAACAAUGGCCCAAAAUUGUGGACUAAAAGCAAUCUUCCACCAAUUCAACCACCAUAUGUAAGGAGGGCACCUGGGAGGCCAAAGAAACUAAGGAACAAGAAAAAUGAUGAACCAAGAAACCCUUACAAGAUUCCAAGAAAUCAAACAAAAGUGAAGUGCUCCAGAUGUGGACAAUGGGGGCAUAAUGUGAGGACAUGUGGAGGUAAAACUGGUGCUGAUAGGGACAUAGAAAAGGGGGGCAACAAGAAAAAUCCAAAGAAGGUCCACCCUGGCCAGGCUUCUGGAAGUGGAACAAUUCCUGUAACAAGAAGUUCAUCUGCUGCUGCAAGGGCUGGAAAAGGGCCUCAGAAACCUCAGUACAAACCUGCUGCAAAAAGAAAGAGGAAGGCUCCUGAUGCAAUUACAACCCAAACUGCUCCACAGCCAGCUUCCCAACCAGCUUCCCAACCAGCUUCCCAACCAUCUUCUCUGCCAGCUUCACAGCCAGCUUCACAGCCCUCAUCAGGUCAUGGGAGCACAAUAACAGCUACACUACCUCCAUCUGGUGCAACCACAAGAAGAAGAAAGAGACCAAGAGUUGUAGUUGGAACUCAAGAGAGCACUAGUUGAUUAUGAGCCUUGAUUAUGCUGUUUUUAGUCUUAGUGUUUUCUGGUUAUGUAAUGAACUUAGUUAAGCCUUUGGUUAAUGUAUGACUUUAUCUAUUGUAAUUUGCAAGGGAUGUUAUCCAUGUUUGGUUUUGUAUGACAUUAUCCAUUGAAUUUGGAAUCUAUGAUUAUA
Messenger RNA from Lotus japonicus, 3444 nucleotides. RefSeq lists its product as uncharacterized. Bases 171 to 3275 code for a protein of 1034 amino acids. The transcript has 5 exons. The record is from RefSeq and is a predicted model, not a curated record. NCBI's taxonomy places the organism in Eukaryota, Viridiplantae, Streptophyta, Magnoliopsida, Fabales, Fabaceae. Gene Ontology annotation, molecular function: zinc ion binding; nucleic acid binding.